Messenger RNA from Lutzomyia longipalpis, 3423 nucleotides. RefSeq names its product sex-lethal homolog. Gene Ontology annotation, cellular component: ribonucleoprotein complex. Lineage: Eukaryota; Metazoa; Arthropoda; Insecta; Diptera; Psychodidae. Gene Ontology annotation, molecular function: RNA binding. The transcript is spliced from 7 exons. The record is from RefSeq and is a predicted model, not a curated record. The coding region runs from base 835 to 1656 and encodes 273 amino acids.
CUCUAAGAAUGCUGCUAAAGUACCAACUCCUGGAAAAGCUUAUCCUUGGGAUUAAAUACUGAUUCUACUAUGUAUAUAAAAAUUAUAGAGUGCUGAAAUUAUAAUAUUUGCUUAUUUAAUCAUUAUUAUUGGUUAUUUGUCGUUGCAUUUGUCGUAUAAAACGUUUAAUUUUUGUGGAAUUUUUUUUUAUAAAAAAAAUGAUCUAGGAAACGCGUAUAAUGGUGCAUAAUGUCCUUUUUGGUAAGGAUUCGCCUACUAUACCUGUCUCUCUUUUUCUCAAACAAUAAGCCUACGAUUUGUUCCAAACACUAUAUAGUUGUCUCUUGUUAGUAUACGCAUCAUAGCAGUGAAUUUUUGUAUUAUACGUUAUGAGUUCUUUUGUUGUUCCUUAAUUUAACGUGAUUUUAAGGCAUUUAUCAAGUAAAGUUGUCGAGUAAACAACAGUGAAUAGGUGCAAGAAAAAUAAACAGAAGAAAAACAAGCGAAAAAUUUUGCCAAAAAAAAUCAGUUUUCCCGAAUAGAGAUACCUAACCUCAAUCUCUACUGACAAGCCCUAAAAUAAAAUUAAAGAAGAAGAAAGCCUUAACAUCAAUUGCGCGUUCUUUUCCUGGCACUCUCGCGUAGUUAUCGUGUGUUUUGUGUGCAAUAAGGCCCCCAAAGUGGCGUCCACAGACUUCCCAGAGUGCGUUGAACACAAUGCAGUGUAGUAUGUGACAAGAGGAUUGAUGUGAAAAAAGGCACACGCUCGGAUACAUUGCAGCAAGCCACGAUUUUGAAAAGUGAGGACGGAGAAGGAGAGGAAGGGAUUUGGCCAUUGGAUUUCAUUUAUGAGAAAUGUAUAACAAAAUGAAUGGUUAUGCCCCAUUUAGGUCGAGUUCCGGACGGAUGUGGGGAAUGUCCCAUUCGCUGCCCUCAGGAAUGGAUACGGAUUUCUCGCUCAUGUACAACACACGACGAGGCGGGAUGAAUUUUCCGGCUAGCAGUACGUUCGGCGCUGCCGGACACGCAUCAUCAUCGAGUACCAGCUCACUGUCUGGUGUUGCGGGCACGAAUCUCAUUAUCAAUUACUUACCUCAGGAUAUGUCUGAGAGAGAAUUGUACUCACUGUUCUCCACGAUGGGCCCCAUUGAGAGUUGCAAAAUUAUGCGAGACAUGAAGACUGGAUAUAGCUACGGCUUCGGAUUUAUCAAUUACAACUCGGAAGAGGCGGCUACCAGGGCGAUUAAAUGCCUCAAUGGUUUAAAUGUGCGAAAUAAACGUCUGAAGGUUUCAUAUGCCAGACCAUCGGGUGAUGAUAUAAAGGAAACAAAUCUAUAUGUCACGAAUCUUCCACGCACCAUUACUGAAGAGAUGCUAGACGUAAUUUUCGGUAAAUACGGAACCAUUGUACAAAAGAACAUACUUAGGGAUAAAAUAACUGGACAACCUCGUGGUGUUGCAUUUGUACGAUAUAAUAAGCGAGAGGAGGCCCAAGAAGCAAUAUCUGCCCUAAAUAAUGUGAUUCCACAAGGUGGCAAUCAACCCCUGACGGUUCGUGUUGCUGAGGAGCAUGGCAAGGCGAAGGGUUCUCAGUACUUGCCAACGUAUAACUCCGUGAUGCACAGAGGAUUCGAUGGUUUGUACUGUAGGAAAAAAUCGUAUCCCUACCCUUAUUGAGAAGGAUUCACUACUAGUUCUAGAAUUAUCUUUAUUUUAAUAUAAAAAAAUUAAUAAAUGAACGAAUAUAUUAGUUGAAUAGUGAAAAAACUUCAUCCACAUUAAAUAAAAAAAAAUGAAAAGAAGUAAGAAUACGAUAAGAAAAAAAAGGAAGAAAUGCAAAGGAGCUACAGCAAGAUGUAUUUUUUUCUCAUGUGUAAAUAAAUAAUUGACUUAAGAAUAUAUAUUACUUUAAGGAUGAAGGUUAUCUUAAGUUUAAUGUCUCAUUGUGUGUGUAUAAAAUGGAACUAAUUGUGUGUUUAUUUUGUAAUAAAUUGCAUUAGUUUAAAAAAAUAUAUAUUCAUACAUUUAUGGAUGACAGACCUAAAAAAAUUAUUCACACUGAAAAAAAAAUCAUAACAAUUUUACUGAAAGGUUUACGCAAAAAAAACAUUAAAUUCGAUUUAUAUAGAAAAAAAAACUAUAUAUUGUUAUUGAAACAGGAUGCUAAAUUUAAAGAUAAAAAUUAUUAUAUAAAUAUAAAUAAAUAACUAUACACAAUCUAAAACAAAAAAAAUAACAAACGGAAAAGAGAGUCCAAAGGAUGAAGGAACAAAUCAUACACAAAAUAGUUGUAAAAUAAAGAGAUACAAGAAAUUCAACACAAAAAAACACAAAUCCACAAAAAUAGCUAAAAAACAAUGAAAUUCAUCAAUAUCAGAUACAUAUUGCAAAAAGAAGCCUGACAGAAAGUUUAAAUUAUAGUGAUAAAUAGUGGCGAAAUUUGUUUAAUCACUACUCUAAAUGAUAAAGUUUCAUGAAUAAAAGGAUAUAAUGGUACAUCGAUCUCAUUAAUAAAAUUAUUAGGCUAUAUACAAUUAAAUUGUAUAUUUUAUGAAGGAGCGAAGAUUUAUCAUUUUUCCCGUUCUUAUCGUAAAAAAAAUACCAAGCAUACGUCAUGACAUUGCCUCUCAUUUAUACCGAUGGGUAGGUACUUUCAAUUUUACUUUUUGCUUAAAACUUGUUAAGGUCUAGUUUGGGAACUUUAGUGAAAAUUCAAGAUGUAGGUACAAAUAAAAUGAUCGUUUAUGUAACUGCACGUUGGGAAAAAGGUAUUUUUUUUACGUUAAAUUGAAUGUAAAACCCUAAUGACCUUUAUUUUUCUCUCUCAAACUUUAUGGGUGUAAAAUAAAAUUUGGUAAAAAGAAAUAUUAGAUUUUCCAUUCAUUUCGUGACUCCUCAAUUUUAAAAUUACAUUGAGUUGAUUAAAGUUUUAAAACUUGGAAAAAAAACCAAAAACUCUACUUUUUUCUUUUUUCAUCUAAAGCAAAAAUUUUCCUUUUGCAAUCAUCCUUUUUUUCUUUACAUAAAAUUCCCCAUCUAAAUGAGGCAAAAGUAUUUAGAAUGUCGUCGUGCGAAAGAAAUCUUCUCAAAUUAACAUUUAAAAGAUAAAAUCCGUAAAUGAAAAAUAAGAUUAUCUCCCAGUACCUUAAAUAAUAUUGAUCCUUUCUCUGAUUAGAUUUACCUAUUAAAAAAAUGAUAAACAUGUAUUCGAAAAAAAGCGUUGUGUAGUUGCAGAUUAUAUAUUAUAUUAUACAUAUAAAAAAGAAAGAAAUGAGAUAAGAGUUGAAUUUAUUGUUAAUAGGUAUAGAUUUUGAGGAUAAAAUGGAUAAAAAAAGUAAUGUGAAAAAUGGAAAAACUAUAUAUAUUACAACGUGAAAAAUCAGAGUAUAUAUUAUGAUGAAUUAUACCUACAAUAUAAAGGCUUUGAUAAGUUCCGAACAACAA